Cooperia oncophora is the source of this 291-nucleotide messenger RNA. The record is from the annotation of a GenBank genome assembly. NCBI's taxonomy places the organism in Eukaryota, Metazoa, Nematoda, Chromadorea, Rhabditida, Trichostrongylidae.
AUGAAAGUGCUCUCAAAAGAACAUAUCAGGAAAAAAAACGAGGUCAAACAUGUAAUGGCAGAACUAAGCGUGCUGAAAGCCAACUUCGAGCAUCCUUUCCUCGUUUCUUUGCAUUUUUCUUUCCAGAACAAGGAGAAGUUGUAUUUUGUGCUGGAUCAUCUGAAUGGAGGCGAGCUUUUCUCACAUCUCCAGAAAGAAAGGCAUUUCUCCGAACUACGCACUAGAUUCUACGUCGCUCAGAUUGCAUCUGCUCUUGGAUACUUGCAUGAGAAAUAUGUAAUAUACAGGUAA